ACAGAUACAGAGUACAAGACGAGUUAUUUUCCUUCUCUCUCUCUCUCUCUCUCUCUCUCUCUUUCCUCCACACCCACAGUCUCAGUGACGUAAAAACCUCUCAUGAACAGUUGACGACUCGACAAUACCCCAGCAUCCUGUCUCUGAAGAUGGACUUUGAUUAUCAAAAAAUUAAAGAUGACGAAUCACGUCAGAGGGAAGAGCGAAUCAGCUCUUUCCCGGUCCUCCAGCCGAGACCCGUUCCUCGGGUAACUACUGCUACAGAAGCUCCAUCGUGUAAACAGAAGCCUCCAAUCAAACCCAGACGCAGCAUCAAAUGCCGGGCCAACCCGCAGCCCGAAUCAGGACAGUCGCAUGGCCAGGACAAUCAGACGGAGAACGUGGAACGGAAGCGAAUUGCACCAUCACAGGUGCUGAACCCUAUAGUGUCCCUGGAUGCUCAGACUCCAUCUCUGCAGGCUCAUAAUCUGCUGUGGUUUCAGAGAACGCAGCUGCCUCGCCUGCCAAAACCCGUGCCUAGCUGGCUCCAUGGCUUUGCCACACGCAGGGAAGCCGAGCAGCUACUGCAGGAUAAACCACAGGGCUGCUUCCUGUUGAGGCUCAGCGAGUCGAAGGUCGGCUUUGUGCUCUCUUAUAGAGGUGCAGAUAAGUGCCGUCACUUCAUCAUAGACGAAGAAUGUGAUGCGUCUGGGACUGAAGGUCGAUACGUCAUCGCUGGCGAGAACAGCAAGCAUUGCAGUCUUGAGGAACUGAUAAACUACUAUACCCACAAUCCAGUGGGGCCUUUUAACGAAAGACUCACUGUGGCUUGCAUGCAGUCGAACAGCAGCUCUGAGGAUAAAGCACAGCUGGAUGUGAGAACCAAAGCAGAAACAGAUGAAGAAAGAGUAGCCACUCCACCAUGUAGUAAAGAAUACCCUCCUUUCUCCUCCGAUGUCCAAACUGCCCCGGAGUCAGCACAGUACGCUGUAGUGAGGAAAGCUCUGAGGAAGUCUCACUCUGAAUCCGAGUGUGUGACCAUGCUGCCACUGGUCCAAGAAACUACAGAUACAGGAACGGAAACUGAGAACAACACACCCGAUUCUGUAUUUGACAACACAGACAUAUGUGUAGGAGGAGACGUAGCCCACCCUGUGGAUGCCCCCUACGCACGGGUCAACAAACCCCAUCGACCAACACAGCCUUCCUCCAUCGACCACACGGAUACCAGUGCAUGGGGUGCAUCAGCGGCCACUGAGUCUCAGUCUUUCCCAAGUGUUGCAGCUGUAGCAGAGCAGAAAUACUGCGAACUGGAGCCCAUGCAUACGUAUGAGGAAGCUCAGCACACACGCACUCGCGAAAACCAGAUCGAUUUCUACGCAGUGGGACGUCACGCAGUGGGAGAAAACACAAGGGAUCAAGAUUUGCAAGCCAAUCACGUCUACUCAGAGGUCAACAUUAAAGGAUCCAGAGAUGACCCCAUGUCGGCUUCUCCGCCGCUCUGGACGGGUACAACAUUCAUCUCUACCCAGUCUUCCACAAGGUCUAUUCCUAGACUGCCCCCGAGAUCUAACUUUAGACCUGCACCUACCCCAGCGAGAGGCGAGAGCAGCACUCCGAACGUUGGUGCUUCGGCGAUGAGGAACCCACCCCUCAUGGCGGCAGAAAGCUCGGAGUUCUCCAUAUAUGAGCAGAUUCCAGAAAGACCCAAUAAAUCCAGACCUCCAUUACCACCUCUGAACUCCAAACGCUGACUCCAGGUCAUCUCUCCCUGACCUUCAACCCUUUCUACUACCAAAUGCAUCCGUUUCAGGUUGAGUACUAGAUCUACAUUCAAUAAUACAGCGAAAAACAUACAGGAAUCAUUGGACUUGAUGCAUAUGGUGCUGUACAUCGCAGUGCUUCCUGUUAUCCUGUUAUCCCCCCCCCCUCCACAGAUGUGUUAUGUUGGAUUGCAUGUUUAGCUGCAUAAAUAUGACUAGAAGCUACCAUUGUCUUUGUAAAAGAACUGUAUAUAAAGAGGAUUUAGAUCUACUAGAGCAUCAGCUGGAAUAUCAGAUUUAUGUGUAGAUUCAUUAAUAAAAUAUUCUAUAUAAAUAUUUGUUGUUUUGAGCUAUAGAAUGAACAUCAGCUAGUUUAAUUUUUUUCCCUUUGAGUAUUUUAAUGUGUAGACUGAGGAACUUGAUACCACUUGAUACCGUGAUGCAACAAAAUGAGCUCACUGUCCUAUCACCUUUGGUCAUUUUGAGAACUUCAAGUCUAUUACUACUACUACUACUACUACUACUACUACUAUUAAUGAUAAGUGCCACAAACUCCCUUAAAUAAAGCAACUAUGCAAUUACGGUCACAAAAACAGGAAAACCAACCACAUCUCAGGUGUAUGUUUUUGUAAAAACCCACUUUUAUUUGUUCCCACUGGAGAAAAAAGACAAUAAUGACCCAAUUUGUCUUAACACUUAAUUACAAAAAAAAGAAGGAGGAAUAGAUUGCUCGAGCCUGGGAUGGCAGUUGAAGAUGAGUUGAAGUUGAAGAUGGAAAGGUGACUUCAGUCAUGCGCUGGCACGGGUGGGAAAAAAAAAAAGAAAUACAGCCUGUCCAAACUUGCAUACUUAGUCAUGUUACCCCAAUAUGGGUAAUAAAAUUACUGAAACUCAGAAAAAACAUUUCUGUCCCAAUCCAUGACCCCCUUUUUAAUGCUUUAACAGUAAACUUCUCCUUUAGUUCUUCUUGCUU
Molecule: messenger RNA, 2715 nt
Organism: Hemibagrus wyckioides
Lineage: Eukaryota; Metazoa; Chordata; Actinopteri; Siluriformes; Bagridae
Product: SH2 domain-containing protein 7
Exons: 9
Coding region: 150-1733 (527 amino acids)
Cellular component (GO): cytoplasm
Source: RefSeq, a predicted model, not a curated record